Molecule: messenger RNA, 1276 nt
Organism: Pogona vitticeps (central bearded dragon)
Lineage: Eukaryota; Metazoa; Chordata; Lepidosauria; Squamata; Agamidae
Gene: ZNHIT2
Product: zinc finger HIT-type containing 2
Source: RefSeq, a predicted model, not a curated record
GGGGAAAGAGGCAGCAUGGAGGCCGCCGGUUCGAAUCCCACGUGCGGCCGUUGCCGGGCGGAGCGCGCCCCGUACACCUGCCCGCGGUGCCACCUCCGCCUCUGCUCCGUCCUUUGCUACCGAGAGCACGGCUCCUGCGCCCGGGACUUCCAAAACCGGGAGCUUCAGCUCCGUCUCCAGGGGCAGCGGGCGGACGAGGCUUCCCGUCGCCGGCUGGAAGAGGCCCUCCUGCGGCUGCGCGAACUACGCGAGCCCGGGGAUGAGGAAGGCCAGCUAGGCCUCGGCCCGGAUCCUGAGCCCGAGGAGCGCUUGUGGGAGCGUCUCAGCCCGGAGGAGCGGAAGGCUUUCCAGAGGCUGCUGGACAGCGGAGAAAUCGCGGCCCUCUUGCCCCCCUGGGAGCCUUGGUGGGAGGUGGGCUGCCCCAGCCCCCAUGGGGCAGCCUUGAUCCAGGAGCUGGACCCUCCCUGUGCUGAGGAGAGGCCUUUAAACCAGCCAGAAGACCCCCAAAGCGAACAGGAGGCGCCCCAGCCGUCGACACAUCUGGAAACCAGAAAACCACUGCCUGCGCAGGUCUCGAACUCGGUACCGGCCGUGAUCCCGCCGCUGGCGUCGCUCACCACGGCGCCCAUCUCGCCGCUGGUUCGCUUCCAGCUGCCCAACGUGCUCUACGGCUACGCCUAUUCCCUGGCUCUCUAUAAUGGGGACGUGGAGGACGAGGCCGGCCUGCUCCCCGAAUUUUGCGAAACCGUCCUGGACGUCUCGGGGGCCCUCGGGGCGAAGCAGCUCUACCGGUCGGUGGCCGAGGCCCUCCAGUCAGCCCUGCAGGCGGUCUCCGCGGGCCGGUACCCCGCUUGCCCCUUGGGGGACGGGGGCGCCCUGAGAGCCGUGGCCCGGAUCCUGUCAGGGGAAAACCAGGCCAAGCGGAAAGGGUUUUCCCUGGCCGCCCUCGGCCACCUGGCCCGGCUGCUGAGCCGAGGAAGGAGACGGGUGCCGGCCGAGGACCGGGCCCGCGUGUUCGGGGCCAAGAAGAAAUGCGAUUUUCUCCUCUCUUGGGUGAACGAACACGAGGACGAAUUGACCUUCCUUGCCCUGGAGGCGCAGCACGAAUGCCAAGCCCACCUGAGCGCUCUCCGAGAGGUGGGAGCUGUCACCCAGGCGCUGGAGAAGAUGUGGGGGGCCAAAGUGCCUCCCCCCAAAAAAACCCUGAUAGAAGAAUUGGACUGAAGAAGGCUGUGCAUGCAAGGAUGCCCGGAGCGGUCAACCAGGCGCAGAAAAA